Chinchilla lanigera (long-tailed chinchilla) is the source of this 4073-nucleotide messenger RNA. RefSeq names its product guanine nucleotide binding protein (G protein), beta polypeptide 1-like (gene Gnb1l). Gene Ontology annotation, molecular function: protein binding. NCBI's taxonomy places the organism in Eukaryota, Metazoa, Chordata, Mammalia, Rodentia, Chinchillidae. The record is from RefSeq and is a predicted model, not a curated record.
GAGGCCCCACGGCACACGGCGCAAGGCGCAGGCGCGGCGGGCAGAGCGCGAGCCCGAGACCCGGCGAGGAAGCCGGCGUGGGUCGUGCCGGGAGUUUGCGCGGGGGCGCAUAGAGCGGCCGCGCGCGCUGGGGGAGUGGCUGCGCGACGUGGUUGGGUCUUGAGCGACUAACUGCUGGGAACUGCGGUCGGCGACGUCGGAUGGUAACGCCUGGACUUCAGCUCUCCCGGUCAAGCCACGCCGACCUGUCCCCAACUGCGGAUCCUGGGUCCUUCCUCGCCUGUUUGCAGAUUGCCUCGGAUGAUGGCCUGCCUCUGACAGUCCCUUCGGCUCUCCUCCGCUCUCCUGAGGCUGCAGCUGUCAGCUCCCUGGUCCUCAGCACUUGCCUGGAACGGCCGGGUCUCCCACGCCCUGUCCAGCUGAUCCCUGUCCUGUUUUACUGUGUGUGCUGCCUGUGUAUGUGUGCACAGCCGUGGAGCAGAAGAGCACAGCUAGUGAUUUUGCCAGUGGAUCAUGCCCAGGAUCCCACAUUAUAUUUACUCAUCUCCUUAGGCUCUUCUUGACUGUCACAGUCUUCUUAGACUUUCCUUAUUGUUGAUGACCUUGACAAUUUUGAGUACUGGGAAUUGAACUCAGGACCUUGCACUUGCCAGGAGAGUGACAUCAGCAAGAUGGAUGAAUAAAGUAGCCUUUUUGCUCAGUGCCCCCCCCAAAAGGGAGCAUAACAAAGAAUAAAUGAUUAUAUUCCAAUUAGAGUCACUGAGGAUCUCUUCUAGAGAGUAGCAAGAAAAUGCAAGACCCCUGUGGAACACCAAAACUGAGCAUAGCACCAAAGAGAGGAGAGCAAGACACUCUUCCUUUCCCACAGAGAUCAGCUUGAGGCCAGGAUGAUGAUUUUUGGAAGAAAAAAUAAUCUGGAGACCUGCACUGGUCCCUACGGCUGCUGUAGAAGACUGUACGAGAGACUCCUACAGCUCUGUCUCUAGACACAGUUUGGAUAGUUGCCUGAUGUUCACGGGGUUCCCUGGCCACAGAGUACGAGGCCACGCUGCAUACCCUGUACCUACCAUGACCUAAGAUGCUGUGGCUUAUUGCCAUCUUGAAAGUAAACCUACUGCUAGACUGUAUCUUGCCCUGGGGACUAGGGCAGGUUUUCAUUCUUGAGACUCUGCUAUCAUUCCACCAUACUCGUACAAGUGUCUGCAGUACCACAACCCUGGCUACUGAAAACCUAGGGCUAGGAGAAAGAUCAAGACCCUGUUUUCCAAGUCCAUACGGUAUCCUGUUGCCCAGGAAACAGCUGAACAUGCACAGAAGGGGGGUUGAGACACAGCUGAGGACCUGAUACACCUGCAAACAACUGUCUAUGACUUGACAGCCAACCAGGUGGCAGCUCUACUCUGCCCCUUCUGAGCCAGCUGCACAGCAACCAGUCUACAAUAGUAGUACAGAUCUGAGCUCAUGUUGACAGCCACAGUGACUUUACCCACCUAGUCUUUCUGUUGCAUGGCUAGCCAUCCCACAGAGCCCAUGAAUAUGCAAACUCAGCCCAACAGCCAACCAGAUGACAGCUGUACCUACUGGAGAGCCUGGUACUGGCCUGUGCUACGGUGGGCUUCUCCAACUGUCUACGUAGUUUGCCUGGCAGUAGGUGUAUUCCUAGCAAGAUCACACCAUAGCACUGCACACAAGCACCCACAGCCUAGACAGCUGUCCUAGCCAUAGACAUCUCUGAUAAGGAUUAUAGUUGAAGAAACUACACAGAAAACACACAGCUCUCCACCCCAAAUCAAAGCUAGCACACCACAGAAACUGGCAUUCUGGAACCCAUCCACAGGAAAAAGUCUCUCCCUGCAUGCUGAGGGUGUAGGGUGCUUUAGAAAAUUGGAAAAGGCAACUCUUGCGUUAGAUGCACAGAUACCACAUAGAGAUACAGGAAACUUGCAAAAGAUAAUCUUUUUUUUUUUUUUUGGUUUUUCUCCGGUACCGGGAACCGAACUCACGACCUUGCGCUUGCCAGGCAGGCGCUUUUUGCCGCUGAGCUAAAUCCCCAGCCCCCGCAAAAGAUAAUCUUAAGAAAUUCAGUGAUAUAUAAGAGGAUAUGGACAGUUUAAAGAAUUUAAGAGUGUACUUUAUGAUUUAAAUAAAAUAUUUGACAGAGAUCGAUAUAAAAAAAAGACCAAACAGAAAUCUUAUAGCCUAAGAAUUCAGUGAAUGAAAUAAAUACAGUGAGAGCCACAACAGAGUAGAUCAAACAGAAAAAAGAAUUGCUGAAGGUGAAGGCAUCUUUGGAAUUAACCCAGUCAGAAGAGAAAUAAAAGAAUGAAGAAGUGAAAAAACCUAUGAUAUCUAUAGGGUACCAUUAAGUGAACAAAUGUUCUAAUAUAAGAGUUGCAGAGGGAAGAGAGAUGGAGAAAGACACAGAAAUCAUAUUUAACAAAAUAGCUGAAAAUUUCCAAAGUCUUGGAAGAGAUAUGGAUAUUCAGUCUGUGAAUCUCAAAGAUUUAUUAGGUUGAACCCAAAGAGAUAUUCUCCAAGGCACAUUGUAGUCAAACUGUCAAAAAUUAAAGACAGUUCUAAAAGCAGCAAAAGGAAAAGACCAAAUCACAUAUAAGGGAAUCUCUGUUAGGAUAAUAGCAGAUUUCUCAGCAGAAGCCUUGCAGACUAGGAGAGUAUGAUAUACUGUAUUUAGAGGGCUAAAAAUAACAAAAACAAAACAACAACAAAAAAACCUACCAGCCAAGAAUGCUGUACCCAGCUAGUCUCCUUCAGAAAUAAACAAGAAAUAAACAUCUUUCUCAGAUAAGCAUUACUAAAGAAAUGCAUCACCACUAACCAGCUUUAUAAGAAAUGUUUAAGGGAGUCCUGUAGCUACAAGUGAAAAGACAAUAACUACUAUCAUGAUAACAUGUAAAAGUGUAAAACUAACUGGUAGGGUAGAUACACAAAUGAGAAAAAGAAAGGGAUCAAACUGCAAAGAUUAACAAUAAAGGAAGAAAGAAACAAAUGACCCAGAAAAUAACCAAAUGAGUAGGUUCUUAUAUAGCAGUAAUAAAUUUGAAUGUAAAUGGAUUUAAUUCUUUCUCCCAAAAAUACAGACUAGCUGAAUGUAAAAACACAAGGCCCAGUUUUCUGCUGCCUACAAGGAACUCACUCCAGUGGCAAGGACACACCGGUUAAAAGGGAAGUGAUGGAAAAAGAUACCCCAUGCAAACAGAAACCAGAGGCGAGUGAGGUGUUGGGCAGCAGCAGCAGCUACAGCUCCCAGUCGGCCAAGGCCAUCACGAGGGUGAACAGCUGCCACUCCGCAGUGCUGUGUUGGUGACUGCACCCUGCCUAGCAUGGCUGUUCCCCUCUCCCCACCACCACCAGACCCCCAGUUUGUUCUGCGAGGCACACAGUCAGCGGUGAAUGCGCUGCACUUCUGCGGAGGAGCCCAGGCCCAGGGAUUUCCACUCCUUUUCUCAGGGUCUCAGAGUGGUGUUGUUCAUAUCUGGAGCCUGCAGACACGGAGAGCAGUUGCCACCCUGGAUGGCCAUGGGGGCCAGAGUGUAACUUGGCUGCAGAUGCUGCCCCAGAGCCCGCAGCUCCUCAGUCAGGGCCGGGACCUGCGACUGUGCCUGUGGGACCUGGCAGAGGGCCGAAAUGCUGUUGUGGACUCCGUGUGCCUGGAGAGUGUGGGCUUCUGCCGGAGCUCUGUUCUGGCUGAGGGGCAGGCACGCUGGAUGCUUGCAGUGCCAGGGAAGGGCACUGACGAGGUUCAGAUUCUGGAGAUGCCAUCCAAGACGUCAGUGUGCACCCUGAAGCCGGAGGCAGAUGCCAAGCCAGGCAUGCCCAUGUGCCUGCGGCUGUGGCAGGCAGAGUCCAGUUCCCGCCCCUUCCUUCUGGCUGGCUAUGAGGACGGAUCUGUGGCCCUGUGGGAUGUCUGGGAGCGGAAGGUGUGCAGCCGUGUCUCCUGCCACGAGGAGCCCGUCAUGGGCCUUGACUUCGACUCUCAGAGGGCUCGGGGCGUCUCUGGCUCCGCAGGGAAGGCACUGGCUGUCUGGAGCCUAGAUGGGCAGCAGACCCUGCAG